Messenger RNA from Psylliodes chrysocephalus, 8497 nucleotides. The record is from the annotation of a GenBank genome assembly. NCBI's taxonomy places the organism in Eukaryota, Metazoa, Arthropoda, Insecta, Coleoptera, Chrysomelidae.
CUAGAAAUUUCUUACCUGCGUAGGCCCUUGGGGAUGAUGUUGCGCGAUCGAUAGGAAUAACGUAUCGAAAUGUUCUUGUUGUUUACCAUCACCACUCAUUUUUAUAUUAUUAAUAAUAAAAGUUCUUGAAAAUCACGAAAAACCCGGAAAAUGUUUAGAUAUCGACUUAACACGCGGUAUUAAACGUCAAAUUCAAACGUCAAAAUCCAUGUCCAACAACAUUUUAAAAUAUUCAGUUACCAUAGUGAUAUUUUCCUUCACCACAAAAAGUAGUUCGGGAAAAUAUUAUUUGAUUUGCGAAAACGACGCUUCUUUCACAAAGAUUUUAGACUAAUAAUGUCAUUGUGGUUUUGAUUUAUCAAUGACUUUAUUAUAUAUGCCUUUUUUUCAUAAUUAAUAUCCAUCGAUAGGUACUUUCUUGAGGAGAGUUUCAUAAGUUGGCAGCCAUUAUAAUACUACAUUCCAUACAUUCAUCAAAAUCGUAAAAAUAAUAUGGCGGAGUGGCUGUGUAAUUUUAUUGUAUUUUUAUAAUAAUUUCUUUUACAAUACAUUUAAACCGCUAUUAUUGUUUGAUUUAGUUCUAAUUUUACGCAGUGUUCAAUUUUCAUUAUCAGUACAGUUCUUAUUUCUAGCAUAUCUGCAUCAUAAAUAAUUCCUUCAAAAGUUAGGUUAUGCUAAAUUGUCUCAUGCUUUCAUUGGAAAAGUACUAAAAUUAGUAAAAGCAUGUCUGCAAACAUUUCAACCAACACGUCUGUAAUGGGAGAGUUGUCUUCUAUCAUAAGAAAAUGGGAAGAUGAACAGUCGCAGCCAAAUUAUGAUCCAGUCCCCACACUGUCAAGGUUGGCUGAAUUAGUUGAAGUAGAGACUGAAAACUAUUUGAAAAUGGACCCAGAUCCUUUUGAUGAAAGACACCCAUCUAGGACAGACCCACAGUGUAUUUUAGGUCAAGUUUUGAAAGCUAUUUUUAAGAAGGAUAAUUUCACUAGCAAGUUAAUAAAUGAUUAUUUGAGAGACACCUAUUUUUCAAGAAGUGGGAUUAUUGGUAAAGACAUUGAUCAACUAAAUAUUGCAGCAUGUCGACUGAUGUUGGAUAUUAUGCCAGGACUGGAUACUACAGUUGUAUUUCAGCCUGAAUCUGAUAGUUUAAUUCUGAGAUUAAUAAAAUGGGUUACGAAUUCAAUAGAACCUCUUCAAAGUUAUGCUACAGGUCUUCUCGGUGCUGCCAUGGAAAUUCCAGAAAUUGCUGCCAGAUUUAGGGAACAAAAUAGCAAAUUAGUACCUUUAUUAUUACAAAGAUUGAGGAGAAUCAAAAUUAGUUCUGAUUUUGGUAAUAAUAUCAAUACAACUGCAUCUAGGCCAUUUGCUCAUUUAUCUACUCUGAGAUCUCCUCCUUAUAGAGGGGAAGGAAUGAUCAAGUCCCCACCUAUGGGAUUCCCACCUAGAAAGUUUAGAGAAAAUGGAUUACUUUCCUCUGCUGAAAAUUCGAGGAGUGAAAUCCCAUCAACAGCAACUGCAUUUACCUCACCUUUACAGGAUCAAGACCAUGAAUUGAAAAGAAAGAAAAACGUGGAAGUUCAAACAUCACCAAAUCCUAGAAACGACUUUUUUGAACCUCCUGAGAAACGUCCCCGUAUGGAAGAAGCUGCCAUUUCUGAACAAGUUUAUCUGGGAAGUCCCCAGAAGGCCGGCAGCGUAUUUUCAGAACAUAGUAAUUCUUCAUGGGCUGAAUUGGAGAGCUUCAUGAUUGGUACUGUUCAAAUUUUUCCACCUACACCUGCCACCAGACAAAUUUUGAUCCUAAGAUAUUUAACGGCAAUGGGAGAUCACCAGGAAUUUUUAAGUCACGUGUUUGAACAUGACGCUUUAGAACUAAUUUUGUGCUAUGUCAAUGUAAGGCAAACAAAGGAGGCCAGAUUGGCCUUCGAAGCCUUGAAGUACUUGUCCGCUUUGCUCUGCCACAAGAAGUUUUCGAUCGAAUUCAUACAAUGCAAAGGAUUAGAAGCAUUGUUGGAAAUUCCCAGGCCGUCCAUAGCAGCGACCGGCGUAUCAAUGUGCUUCUAUUACCUUGGGUACUGCGAAGAAGCCAUGGAGAGGGUGUGUCUGUUACCAAAAUAUAUAAUCAGUAACUUAGUAUGGUACGCCCUUUGGCUUCUAGAAUGUGCUCACGACUCUGGCAGGUGCCAAGCUAUAAUGUUUUUCAGUUUAACGUUUGAAUUCAAGGUCAUUCUGGAAGAGUUCGAUUCUCAGGACGGGUUGCGGAAGCUCCAUAAUGUGAUAUCUACGUUGCCGAUUCUAUUGCCUGACGCUGAUACCGGCCAGAUGAAUGAAGAGCAAGAAGGAGCUUAUAGGCAAAUAGUGAGGCACGUUUGUGUGGCGUAUCGUCGGUAUUUGGAAUCGCAUCUAUAUUUAAAGGUGGAGGCGCUCAGGAGGUCUCAAUUGAGGCCUAACGAAAGACCUGCUCCUCCCAUACCAGUUUUACCGUGUUACAAGGCUUGCAAAUCAUCGCCCGAAGAGAUCCAGCAACAAAUCGAAAUGCUGUUCCAAAAUAUGCCGUACAGGAGCCAUUGGACACCGAUCGAUCAUCUACUGAAGCUCGGCGGUAUCACUUUGCUGUUGAAAAUCAUAGCGUUCGCUUAUGAGUGGAACUACAGCGGUCGUGCCGAGACGGUCAGAAGCGCUUUAGACGUGCUGGCGAUAUCUUGCGUGAUGCCCAAAGUGCAGUUGUUGUUUUGCGAGAGAGUUGACUUGCCUGAAGAAACUUUAACAGUUGGUAUUAAUAUAAUACUGGGCGCUGCCGAAGGGGAGAUUGUGGCGGAUGCUGAUGUACAAAAGGCUGCUUUGAGAGUGAUAGGCAACUGUGUUUGUGCUCCGAUUACCAGGGUUGGCGGUUCGGUUGCGAGGUUUUCCAGCAGCAGUUCCACCAAUUCGCCGAACAAAAAACUGAAAUACAAAAGUUCUGAAGACCUGAUCCAAAGAGUGUGGGAUUGUGUCCGAUCUAACAGCGGUAUCAUGGUACUGUUGCAACUGAUGCAAGUAAAAACGCCCAUUACAGACGCCGAUUGUAUAAGAACUCUGGCGUGCAAGGCUUUGGCCGGUUUGGCUAGAUCAGAAACGGUCAGACAGAUCGUUUCUAAGCUGCCGCUAUUCACCGGCGGGCAGUUGCAAAAUUUGAUGAGGGAUCCAAUCCUACAAGAGAAACGCCAGGAGCACGUUUUAUUCCAAAAAUACGCCAUAGAAUUGUUAGAACUCUUAUCGGGUAAAGGCAAACACACUGAUACUAACCUUGAAGCGUCUUUGGCUGAUAUUCAUAGGGCGAGCGUAGUGGCUCAAACGAAGAUCCAGUUCAACGAUAGACAGUUACUGCAGUUGAUCCACCAUCAUUUGGUGCAGAAGGGUUUUCCCGAUACGGCUGGGCAAUUGGUAAAGGAGGCGCAUUUGAGUAAUGCCAUUACGUCACUGAGCACUCAACAUCCCACUAAGUUUAGAUAUUCGUCGACUUUGACUCCAUCUAGGGGGGUUAGGUUAUCCUUUUCAUCGCCGAGAAAUCUCUCUUUGAUGAAUUCUUUGGACUCGUCGACAUCGUCUAUAGUAAAUGGGACCCCGCAAUCUACGUCAACCAUCAAAAUUAUAAAGAAACAUCCUACUUUACCGACCACCCCUACUCCCAAUUCCCGUCUACAGAAACAGAUAAGCUUGGAACCGCACAUCUGGCUGGGGCAAAGCGCCCUUCACGAUGACAUUUGUCCUUCCUCGGAUCAACCUAGAGUCACUUUGGACUCUAUCAUUACGGAAUAUCUAACCAAUCAACACGCCUUGUGUAAAAAUCCCAUGGCGACGUGCCCACAGUUCAAUUUGUUUGUACCUCACAAAUGUCCGGAUCCCAAACCUAGGAUAACCACGGCGAAUAAUUACGUAAUGAGAAGCGCCAGGAGACAAAUAGGUUACCAAUCCAAAACCAUGGAUAGGAGGUUCGUUCAUUCCAGAUUUUGCGCCGCUAAGACCAUCAGGUCAACGACUGACGAGGGAUUUUUUACUUGUGCCAAAUUCAUGCCUGGUGACAAAACUUUAGCUGUAGGAGAUUACAAUGGAGAGAUUCAUCUUAUCGAUCUUUACAAAGGGACUGAGAUCAACAUGUUUACCGCACACGAUAACUAUAUAGUACAUCUGGAGCCAAACAGGACCGGAGAUUUCAUGUUGACCAGUUCCACGUGGGGGAAACCCGUAUCGGCAUUGUGGAAUAUGAAAACCUUCGAAAUGAAAAUGCCUUUCGAUGACGAAGAACACGUCGAAUUCAGUAAAGUGACCCAAGAAAAGGUUUUAGGUACUAAAGGAGAGAUAGCUACGAUAUUUGAUAUCAAUACAGGGCAGUCGAUAGCCAAGUUAACGCCUCGCAUUACGAAUCAGUAUACUAAAAAUAAAGCCACUUUCAGUUUUAACGACGAGCUGGUGCUGUCUGACGGCGUGCUGUUCGAUGUGGCGUCCGGUAAAGCUAUACACAAAUUGGAUAAGUUGAAUCAGACGCAGAGCGGAGUGUUCCAUCCGAACGGAUUGGAGAUCGUAUCAAAUACCGAAGUGUGGGACAUAAGGACAUUCCAUCUUUUAAAAACUGUACCCAUUUUGAAUCAGUGUUCUAUAGUAUUUUCGCCCGUAACUACCGCCAUCUAUGCGUUCGCUUUGGAACAAGAAAUGGAUGACGGCGAUUCCACUUUUGAUACGAGUUUCAAGACUGUCGACGCCAUAGACUAUUCCAGUAUAACUACAUUCGAUGUAAAAAAGAGCAUCUACGAUCUGUCAUGUGACAAAUUUGACACGCAAAUAGCCAUAGUGGAAAAUCAAGGCAUGUACAAUUCCGUUCAAGAGUCUGUAGUGCGAUUGUACGACGUCGGCAGAAGAAGAGACGAUGAAGACGAACAGGAGGAAGAAGAUGACGAAGAGGAAGACGAUCUUGAAGGCAGUGACGACGAUAAUUCAGACGGAGAUGACGGCGAUAAUGACAAUCACGACAACAAUGAUGAUGAUAACGAUGACAAUGACGACGAUAAUUCGGACUCGGAAAGUUGGACUAGCCUUUCGAGUGGGUCCAGUUCUCUUGGAGCCGAAUCGUUUUUGGGGGAUCUCUUAUUUGAAAUGUGAGAACCGCCUCACGACGUCCUUUAGGCAGAUAAGCAAAACGAGUGUGAUUUUCAAGAUGUAAAUAGAAUUGUUUGUAACAAAAAAGUGGGUAAUUUAUUAAUAAUUUCAUUAUGUUUACUGUUUGCAGUAGCAGAAUUUUCGUUCGCCAGGUUUACUCAGGGUAAAAUUUGUACCUGGUACCAAAAAUGUUAAAUAAUGAUAUGUUUUUUGUUGUUUAUAAUUAUUGUGAGUCAAAGUUAUCCUAUAUUGUUUUUCAUCAUAAUUUUUGAGUUUUUGUAGCAUCCUUUAAUGGUUUUACUUCAAGUCAAAGUUAUACCGUAUUAUUUUCCUACAUGAUUUUUGAUCUAAUAUCUCGAGGUUUUGAAAUAUCCCUUGUUUUGCUUUAAGGCAAAGUUAUAUUGUAUAAUUUUCCUUCAUAAUUUUUGAUGUAGCUGAUUUCUCUAAGAUCUCUUGAGUUUCUGAAAUAUUCUUUAACGUUCUUGCUUUAAAGUGUCCUUUAUCCCUCGAGUUUGUAGUAUCUUUUAACUGUCUAGUUCUCCAUCAUUAGAAUUUUUAAAAGGUCCCUUUAAACUUCUGAGUAUUUAAUGUUCUUUUACUCUUGAGUUUUACAUCAUUAGAAUUUUCAAAUAUUCAAUUAUCUGUCAUUUCAGUAACCUUAAAAUAAUGAGAUUGGAUGUAGGUAGCCUUUAAGCCUCGAGGUUUUAAAUGUUCUUCAACUCUCGAGCUUUUAGGUGUACUUUAACUCUCUAGAUUUUAAGUGUUCUUUAACUCUCGAAAUUUUAGGUGUACUUUAAUUCUCGAGCUUUUAGAAAUACUUUAACUCUUGAGCUAAGUUUUCUUUAACUCUCAGGGGUUUAAGUGUUAUUUAGCUCUCGGCGAUCUUUUAGAUGAACUUUAACUCUUGGCGAUCUUUUAGGUAAACUUUAACUCUCGAGCUUUUAGGUAUACUUUAACUCUUACGCUUUUAAGUGUUAUUUAAAUCUCGAGGUGUUAAGUGUUAUUUGACUCUUUAGGUUUUAAGUUUUCUUUAACUCUCGAGCCUUUAGGUAUACCUUAACUCUCGAGCUUCUAAGUAGAGAUUAAAAAAAAUGAACUCCAAGUUUUAAUUUUUCUUUAACUUUACUUAGAAGCUCGAGAGUUAAGGUAUACCUACCUAAAUGCUCGAAAGUUAAAGAAAACUGAACACGUCGAGAUUUAAAUAAUACUUAAAAGUUCGAGAGUUAAAGUAUAUCUAAAAGUUCCUCGAGAGUUAAAUAACACAAAAAGUGCUUCUUAUUUUUUGAGGUUUUACGUGUUCUUUAACUCUUUAAGCCUUUGGGCACACUUUAAUCCGCAAACUUUCCAGUGUUCUUUAACCCUCGAUGUUUUCAGUGUUACUUUACUCUCGAAGUUUUAAGUGUCCUUUAACCCACGAGCUUUUAAGUGUACUUUAACUCUAAAGAUUUUAGGUGUACGCUCGAUCUUUUAGUUAAACUUUCACUUUCGAGUUUUUAAAUGUUUUUUUAACUCUCGAGGUAUUAAAUGUUCUUUAACUCUCGAGGUUUUAAAUGUUCUUUAACUUUCUAACUUUUUGAUGUACUUUAACUCCUGAGCUUUUGUAUAUACUUUAUCUCUCGUUUUUAAAGUACAUAAUCUUCUUCUAUGUUGUCUAUAUAAAAAUACACUAGUGGAAAAAUUAAGGGAUCAAAAAAAAUCUCAAUUUUUUUCGAUUUUUCGAGUGGCUGUAUCUUUGGUAAAAAUGGUCGUACGUGAAUGAAAAAAAAAAGCAAUUUGAAGCUUGAAGUGUCUAGUUUAUGGAUCUUGCCAUAAAAAAUUUUUCCAACCAACAAUUAGCACAAAAUCCUGAUGAAUAUCGUGGAUAGAAAAACGCGAUCUUUCAAUUUCUUCAAAAAUUCACUCGCAUGAAACAAUGGCCUGUAAGAUGCACACUCAACAUUAUUUAUUUUUCCAAUAUUCUCAAUGUGGCACGUGAUUUUCUAAAAAACCUCAAAAAUACCUGUUUUUCGAAAUUCUUCAAAGUCAUGCUAGGGAUGAAAAAAAAUGUUCUGGUGAAAGAACAUGCCAGAACCUUGUAGAUAAUGAAUCGAAGUUUCCGAAACCUUCCUUCCAUUUUCUGAACGGCCAUUGGUUCCUGAGAUAUUGACGAGAGAAGAGGAAAUGACGCAUUUUCGUUCAUUUUCUGAUAACUCAGCAAAGAAGGGUCAUCUCGAGGCCAUCAAAAAAAGAAAUUGAAGCUAACUGAACCACCUAUCCAAUGCAUAUAGUGGUUAUGUCGAGAACAUUUUUUUCAAAUCCGUACACUAAAAAUUAAAAAAAAUUCUAUCCAUGAUAUUCAUCAGGAUUUUGUGCUAAAUGUUGGUUGGAAAUUUUUUUAUCGCAAGGUACGUAAACUAGACACUUCAAGCUUCAAAUUGCUUUUUUUUUUCAUUCACGUACGACCAUUUUUACCAAAGAUACAGCCACUCGAAAAAUCGCAAAAAAUCGAGAUUUUUUUUUUGAUCCCUUAAUUUUUUCCACUGGUGUAUUAGAUCCAGUAUUAUUUUAAUUGAUCAAAAAUACUUCUUUAGCUCACGAAUUUUUAAGUGUUGUUCAAUUCUCGAGCUUUUGAGUGUUCUUUAACGUUGGAGUUCCUAAAUUUCUGUUUUACUUCAGCAAGCUCUUAAAGUUCGUUUUAAUCUCGUGUUUUUAAAUUUUUUACUCUUGAACUUUCAUCAUCAGGAGUGGAUGAUAAAAAUAUGUGAUAAUUUCUUCUAGGAGCGUAUUUUUGCUGCUAAAUAAUGUUCAUAUUUUGUUGUAUACAAAAAAAUCUUCUCAAUAAUAAAUUAUUUCAAAUAUUUUAUUUAUUGGUAAUUUGUGGUGCCUUUUCCUUGCUCUGCAUUAGUCAAAAUAAAAUAUUUAAAAAUUAGAACACAAUAAACCGACUUUUGACAUUUGUAGAGCAUCAAGGGAAGGUCAGAUAUCUUUGGGCAUUUGACUUCGUUGACGUCUGUCAAACGUCAAAAAUAAAUUUAUUCUGAUUAGACUUGGCGAUAGAUUUUCUGUGCAAUAAAUCUGUCGACUUGAUUAUGAAUAAUGCGAAAAUCAAAAAACACCAAAUAUAGAGACAGUUUUUCGAUAUAAAUUUUAUAUUUGUAAUAUUUUUAAUUAAUGUCCUAUAAAUGAUUUUUUUAUAUUAUAAUUUUUUGUGUGAUUACUUGAUUUUGUUAGUUAUAAUUAAUUAUUAUGAUUAGUAAUUAUUAUGUAUAUAGUAUUGUAUUUAGGAAUAAAUUAUGAACAUGUGACGUACUUUUAGUUUAUUUAAUUCAUAGGUUUUCUUUUUUUUUUUUCUGUGAAUAAAUGAAUAAAUUAAGGUUUGUAAUAAACA